AUGGCCGACCAAGAGACACAAUUGGCCGUGGUCGCCGCCGCCGACGCGCCCCAAGACACCACCACCGCCGCCGUCGUCGCCGCCACCACCGCACCCAAGAAGAUGGUCAAGAAAGUCAUCCGAAAGAAGCGCAAGCCCGCGCGUGUCCAAAUCGACCCCUCGCUCAUCACCUCGGAGCCGCCGCCCCAGACGGGCACCAUCUUCAACAUUUGGUACAACAAGUGGUCCGGCGGCGACCACGACGGCAACGCCCAGACAAAGGCCAAAGGCCGCUGCAACAUUGCCACCGACGCUGGCUACACCAAGGCCGACAACCAGCCGGGCAGCUUCUUUUGCGUCAGCUUCGCGCGCGGCGUCUGCGCCAAGGGCGUCGACUGCGAGUACCUGCACCGCCUGCCGGGCGCGUAUGAUAUUUUCGGACCAAACAUCGACUGCUUCGGCCGCGACAAGUUUUCCGACUACCGCGAUGAUAUGGGCGGCGUGGGAAGCUUCAUGCGUAUCAACAGAACAGUGUAUAUUGGUCGCAUACACGUGACGGAUGAUAUCGAAGAGAUUGUCGCCCGCCAUUUUGCGGAAUGGGGCGAGGUCGAGCGCACUCGCGUAUUAAACCAGCGCGGUGUCGCUUUCGUCACAUAUGUCAACGAGGCCAAUGCGCAAUUCGCCAAGGAAUCCAUGGCGCACCAGUCCCUCGACCACGACGAGAUCCUCAACGUGCGCUGGGCGACGGCCGACCCGAACCCCAUGGCCCAGGCCCGCGAGGCCCGGCGCAUCGAAGAACAAGCUGCCCAGGCCAUCCGUGCCGCGCUGGGGGACGAGUUCGUCGCCGAGAUUGAGGGCCGCGACCCCGAGGCGCGCAAGCGCCGCAAGCUCGAGAGCAGCUACGGCCUCGAGGGCUACGAGGCCCCCGACGAGGUGCACUUUGCGCGCGGCGCCCACGCGGUCAACCCGCGCGGCCGCGAGGGCUUCGAGCUCGAGGACCAGCAGCGACGGAUGAUUGAGAGCGGCGACGUGUUCGCGGAGGGCGAGGCGGCGCAGGGGCAGGAGCAGACACAACAACAGGAGGAGCAGAGUGGGGGCAUCUUUUCUGGGAGUACACUGGCAGCGCUCAAUCGAGCCAGGAUCUCGGUACCGUCAAAACAAAAGACGACGGCGGCGGCGGGACCGCUUGUAUCAUAUGGAAGUGACAGCGAGGACGAUGAAUAA
This is a messenger RNA of Cordyceps militaris CM01, 1203 nucleotides long. RefSeq names its product pre-mRNA splicing factor cwc2. The record is from RefSeq and is a predicted model, not a curated record. The transcript has 2 exons. The coding region runs from base 1 to 1203 and encodes 400 amino acids. Lineage: Eukaryota; Fungi; Ascomycota; Sordariomycetes; Hypocreales; Cordycipitaceae. Gene Ontology annotation, cellular component: U2-type catalytic step 2 spliceosome; Prp19 complex; U2-type catalytic step 1 spliceosome. Gene Ontology annotation, molecular function: metal ion binding; pre-mRNA binding; U6 snRNA binding.